This is a messenger RNA of Bubalus bubalis (water buffalo), 5059 nucleotides long. RefSeq names its product solute carrier family 4 member 11 (gene SLC4A11). Gene Ontology annotation, molecular function: solute:inorganic anion antiporter activity. The record is from RefSeq and is a predicted model, not a curated record. NCBI's taxonomy places the organism in Eukaryota, Metazoa, Chordata, Mammalia, Artiodactyla, Bovidae. The transcript has 17 exons. Bases 2278 to 4698 code for a protein of 806 amino acids. Gene Ontology annotation, biological process: transmembrane transport; monoatomic ion homeostasis; monoatomic anion transport. Gene Ontology annotation, cellular component: plasma membrane; basolateral plasma membrane.
UUUCGGGUGUGGGUAUGUGUAGAGAGCUUCUUGGUCAAAAGGCUUUAGGGGACCUAGUCCAUCCACCUGGGUAAUCAUGGUCCUCUGCUGGUGCUGGGAUGCCUUUGGAUUCUACCUCCAGGAGGUUGUGGUGUGGUCAGAGAGGCAGCUGACACUGCCCUGGACACUGGCAGGUCUCUGGGGGUCCUGGGGUAGCGAGCUGCUCCCCAUCCUGGGCUAUGUGGACCAUCUGAUAUGUCAUGGUUUGCUGUUAACAAUGCUUUGGUUAUCUGACCCGGUUUUAGGCCAAAUGUUGUAUAUGCCCACAUUCCUAAGAUCCUGCCCAGCCCUGUGAGGGAGGGGCUGCCACUGUCCCUCUAAAUUGCAGUCUCUGCACCUCAAUUUUCCCUGCUUGCACCAGCCUAGCUCUCUCCCUCCCCAUUCUCUGGGGUGGCUACAUGCUCCUGUGCCCAGAUUCAGGAAGCGGCCUGACGAUCGUUUAGUGAGACAGUGCCUGGACAGAGCGGCAGUGUGCUCUACAUAGGGUUCCCAAGGCAUGAUGACGCCAUGUGCCAGGCUGCUGGUGGGCAAGUCCCAGGAGCCUUGCAGUGAAUUGGUGGUGUCUAUUGGGUAGGACCUAGGUUGAGCUCAGGAUAGGGGAGAAGUGGGGCAGUGUGAGGGACAUUUGGGGAAUAGACAGUGCUGGUGGGGGUGGUAGAGGCUGGGACAGGUUGGGGCUGGGAAACCAAGCAAUCUAAGCAGAGCAGGUCUAGAACUGGGGAGGAAAGUGUUUUUCAUGGACAUGAGCUCCAUGACACGUAGGGGAAGGAUGUCUUUUGACUUUAGUUCUUCUCUGGGCUCUGGGUGCAGUGCAGACCUGGAGCUUAGGGGUCACCAGUCCAUGAGGGUGUUGGUAGGGGAGGUCUAGUGCUUCCUACCCAGAAAAAGCCCAGGCUGAGCACAGGAUAUUGGGGGAACAGGGCCUGGGAUGUAAAGAGGAAACCAGCAGACUAGAGUGGAAGUGAGUCAGGGUGAGUCACUGCCUGGCAGGUGGAGGCGUGCUACUGACCCGUCCCUGUCCCUCCAUGGGUGUUUUUAGGUGUUUGUGGGAUCUGACCUACAAGGGCCCCAGGAGAAUCACAAGUGGUGGACCACAGGGGACCCACAGGACAUAGUGAGGAAGAGGGGCCAGAUAGGCCAAGAGUAAGGCAGGGAGGGCCCUCGGUGGACUUGCCAGAGGAGGAAGGUUCUGUUGAGCCUUGAAGAAGGCCCUCCAGGGAGGGAAGCCCUCAGCUUGCAGGACAGGAAUUAGCCUGCCUGGGGUGCUGGCCACCUGGCCUGAAGAGUAAGAGAUUGAGGUGGGGAUGGCACUGGGCCUGAGGGACCAGGGAUCUGGACUGAAGCAGCAAGGCUGGCUCAGAGGCAGUGAGAAGCCCCAGCAGGGCUCAGAGCAGCAUGUCAGCCAGGCAGCUUCCUGUAGGAGGGAGCCUGUGCUGGGGAGCAGUUGCAGGAACUGAGAGGCAGACCAAAAGAAAGGGCAGCAGGCUCUGUGCUCUGGGGUCCCAAGGCCUGAGAUGAGGCCUCCUUCUGGGGUCCUGUCCCCUGUCUGUCCCUGGCUCUAUUUCUCUGGCUCUCCUGCUGCCUGGGCCUUGUCUGAUGUCAGACUAAGCCUUCUCAGCCUUAAUGCUUUGCCCCCCACACCCUCCUGUGCCAAUGAGGCAUGGAUACUGCAGGGCUCUGGCUUCCGUUGGGUUGGAAGGAGGGAGCAACCCUCCCCAGAAGCCAGACAGCUCCCUCCUCCCUGGGGAGCCAGGCAGGUCCAGGUCCCACAGCCUGGAGGUUCUGGGAAGGCAGUGGCCAGGCAGUCUCAACCGUGUCAUUGUACCAUGUACCUGGCCCAAUGUUUGUGGAACGGACAUGUCUUUCUCUAGCUAAAGGAUAUGCAUGGCACAGAACCGUACAUGGUUCCCACAGCUGAAGAAUGCUGGAGAAAACUGUUGGGUAGGGGGUGCCAGCUGGCUGCUAUGCUCAGGGCUGGGCCAGGACCAGAUAUUGGGCCUACCUGAGCCAAGGCUUCCUUCCCGGCCGCUAGAGGCCGCCCUCACCACUCACCAAGACUGCGCCCCGUAGAACAGCCCAGGGGCCCUGCUCCUUUGGCUCGGAGUCCCUCUCUCCCAUGUGUAGCACUGACAGCCAGGCCCUCUUGGGGGGGGUCUCUCUUGGUGGUGGUUGGGGCUCCAGGCUACCUCAAGUGUGACACAGAUGAUGCCUCUGAAACCCGUGAGGAGAGCCUGAGGGAUGAGGCCUUCGACACGGUCAACUCCUCCAUUGUGUCUGGCGAAAGCAUCCGCUUUUUUGUCAACGUCAACCUCGAGGUGCAGCCUACCCAGUCUGUACCUGAAGUUAAAGAACUUUGAGGAAGAGAUCCGUGCACACCGGGACUUAGAUGGCUUCCUGGCACGGGCCAGAAUCAUCCUGGAUGAAACGGCCACCUCCCUGGAUGACGUGCUGCGGGCUAUGCUGUCCCGCUUAGCCCAAGACCCCUACAACACGGAGCCAGAUUGCAACCUGGACCUGCUCACGGCCAUGCUCUUCACUGACGCAGGGGCUCCCAUGGAGGGCAAAGCAGUUCACCUGCUGUCGGACACCAUCCAAGGGGUCACUGCCACAGUAACGGGGGUACAAUACCAGCAGUCAUGGAUCUGCAUCCUCUGCACCUCCAAGGCCCUGCUGAGGCGACACGUGUGCAUCAGCCGCCUGGACCGCCCACAGAACUGGGGGGAGAAUUCCUGUGAGGUGCGGUUUGUCAUCCUGGUGCUGGCCCCACCCAAGAUGAAAAGCACCAAGACCGCCACUGAAGUGGGGCGCACAUUUGCCACCAUGAUGUUAGACAUCACCUUCCGCCAGAAGCUCCUGAAGACCCGCACAGAGGAGGAAUUCAAAGAGGCCCUGGUCCAUCAGAGACAGCUGCUCACCGUAAUGAGCCACUGUCCGAGUUUCAGCAUGGACUACAGCAUGAGCUCCAUCUGCAUCGUCAGACACCCACAGCCCCCACAGCAGAAGGACUUUCUCCCCAUGGGGAAGGGCAUCCAGGAGGACGUCGCCCGCAGGUUCCCCGUGUACCCUCUGGACUUCACUGACGGCAUCAUCGGGAAAAACAAGGCUGUGGGCAAAUACAUCACCACCACCCUGUUCCUUUACUUCGCCUGCCUUCUGCCCACGAUUGCUUUUGGGUCCCUCAAUGAUGAGAACACAAAUGGAGCCAUCGACGUGCAGAAGACUGUGGCCGGGCAGGGCAUCGGAGGCCUCCUGUAUGCGCUCUUCUCUGGGCAGCCGCUGGUGGUGCUGCUGACGACCGCGCCCCUGGCCCUCUACAUCAACGUGAUCCGUGGCAUCUGCGAUGACUAUAAUCUGGACUUCAGUACCUUCUAUGCGUGGACAGGCCUGUGGAACAGUUUCUUCCUCACGCUUUAUGCCCUCUUCAAUCUCAGCCUGGUCAUGAGUCUUUUCAAGAGGUCAACAGAGGAGAUCAUUGCCUUGUUCAUUUCUAUCACGUUCGUCCUAGAUGCUAUCAAGGGCACAGUCAAAAUCUUCCAGAAGUACUACUAUGGCCAUGACGCUGCAGUCUUCAAAGAUGAGCCCUCCUUGGUGAGCCUGCUGGGCCUCAACAGUAGCCUCCACACUGCCCUCAACACCAGCUUUCUGACCAGUCCACCAGAGCUAACUUCAACGGGCAGCCAGGACCCCGAGCCCCUGGCUCGGGAUACGGCUGUGCUCAGCCUUCUCAUCAUGCUGGGCACGCUCUGGCUGAGCUACACCCUCUACCAGUUGAAGAAGAGCCCCUACCUGAACCCCUAUGUGCGUGAGCUCCUGUCAGACUGUGCCUUGCCCAUUUCGGUGCUUACCUUCUCUCUCAUCUCUUCCUACGGCUUCCAGGAGAUUAAGAUGGUCAAGUUUCGCUACAGCCCGAGUAACAGCCUGUUCGAGAUAGCCGAGAUGCACUCGCUAUCCCUGGUGGCCAUCAGCAGCGCCAUGGGCCUUGGCUUCCUCCUCUCCAUGCUCUUCUUCAUAGAGCAGAACCUGGUGGCUGCCUUGGCCAACGCCCCACAGAACAGGCUGGUGAAGGGCACUGCCUACCACUGGGACCUCCUGCUCAUCGCCAUCAUCAAUACUGGGCUGUCUCUGUUUGGGCUGCCCUGGAUCCACGCUGCCUACCCCCACUCCCUGCUGCACGUGCGAGCACUGGCUUUGGUGGAGGAGCACGUGGAGAACGGGCACAUUUACGAGACGAUUGUGAACGUGAAGGAGACACGGCUGACCUCCCUGGGCGCCAGCAUCCUGGUGGGCUUCUCCCUCCUGCUGCUGCCCUUCCCACUACAGUGGAUCCCCAAGCCUGUGCUCUACGGCCUCUUCCUUUACCUCGCGCUCACCUCCAUCGACGGCAACCAGCUGUUUCAGCGCAUGGUGCUGCUGCUCAAGGACCAGACGUCAUACCCACCCACCCACUACAUCCGGAGGGUGCCCCAGAGGAAGAUCCACUACUUCACAGGCCUGCAGGUCCUGCAGCUGCUGCUGCUCUGUGCCUUUGGCAUGAGCCCACUGCUCUACAUGAAGAUGGUCUUUCCCCUCAUCAUGAUUGCCAUGAUCCCCAUUCGCUACAACGUGCUGCCCCAAAUCAUUGAAGCCAAGUACUUGGAUGCCAUGGAUGCUGAACACUGACGCCCUGACUAGCAGGUCCUGGCCACCCCCCAUUCGCCCAUUUCUCCAGGUCUUGCCAGGCUGGCUGUGUAGCUGUGUGUGGGCAUCUGGGAAUGCUGCUCUGUGCUGCACCCCCUCACAGCUAUCCCAAGUGGCCGAAGGUGCCUGGGCACUGAGGGAGCUCUGAGGGAUGUGUCUGCUCCUCUUCCCACUAGCCCUUUGCUUUGGGUCCAGAAUGCUGUUCAGGGCAGCUUCUGCCCAAGCAGGACGGAUUUUCUUUUGAUAAAGAGUGUCAGGUAGCCGAAAGAGAAACCAUUUCCUUGAUUGUGUAAGGAACUUGCUGGAUGCACAUUAGAGAAUAAAGCUCCUAUUUCUAUGCUUC